Messenger RNA from Grammomys surdaster, 1869 nucleotides. It is a transcript of the gene Fam217a, whose product is annotated as family with sequence similarity 217 member A. The transcript has 6 exons. NCBI's taxonomy places the organism in Eukaryota, Metazoa, Chordata, Mammalia, Rodentia, Muridae. The coding region runs from base 29 to 1549 and encodes 506 amino acids. The record is from RefSeq and is a predicted model, not a curated record.
AAGGGAACAGAAGAACAGCUCCAACAAAAUGGGGAGAAAAGGCAACGAGACCUGUAGCACCAACCUGCCUGUGUCCAGCAUCUCUCAGGAGAAUCUCUCUCAAUGGAGCCAUGAUGCAGAAGAACUCUUUGAUGAAAAGGAAAGCUUCUUAUCUGAAAACGAUGGUGCGGCAGGUGGCAAGACUAACAAGAACCAUCUGGAAAAUCCGGCAGAACAGCUGGUAUUGCAGCUGACCGUAUCAGAGCAUGCUCACAGUAGAUCACAGAACAGUAAUCAAGGGGUAUUUCAGCUAUGGAGUUCUCCUGUUAAUAAAGGAAGUACCAUAGAUAAAAGAGAAUUCAAAAAAUCGUCAGUGGAAACUGGCUUCAGUGCAGCCAACAGUCCCAGGCUCUUCACUGUAAACCACUUAUUAGCAAGUAUUCCGAGUUUGACAGAUAGCAAGCAAGUCAUUGCUUACCCUGGCCAGUCAAUGCCAGCAGGUCUGUGCUGGCCUUAUGCUGAUGGAGACUUUCUUAAGGAUAGAAAUGAGUUUCAUAUUAACUCGUUUUCAACUAUGGAAAACAACAAUGGUGACUCUUUAUCUGCUUCAAAUUGGAAUUUCAAAUACAGAAACUGCAGUGUGGAAGAAAGUAUCACAGACGAGAGUGACUUGUCCGAAAACGAGAAAAUGAAUGACUCUCUGCUCAGCUACUUUAAAAAGAUGGACCUGAAGUUAAAGCCAGAAAGGAUAGAACAUGUGGAGAGAGCUUUCACAGAGGAAGCAGACGAAGUGUCCGUAUAUGCCGACUUCCUCCCUGCCCCUUUCAACACUCUGGACCUGCACAGAUUUGCCUUCUCAAAAUGUGAAAGCUGGAGGGCAGCAGUGGACCCUCCAGAAAGUUCCAUUGAGCGUCUGAUAAUUCGUUUAUUAGAACUGGAAAGAUUACAACAUAUGACCAUACAGAGAGAGAGGCCAAGGCUCCAAAGCACUUUCUGCAGCACCAUGUUCUCCAUGGCAGAACGACCCUCUUCCUCUAAAGCCAUUGCACUGAAAGCCAAGCCACUGAAGAUUCCUGAAACAUCGACUCUCCAGACCUCUGGCAUAGAUAAAAAUCGAGACAAGAGAAAAAACAACUCUGGCAAGCCAGAACAAAAUGUUUCCAAAUGGAGUUUGAGCAAAAGUAAGUCGAACUCUAGACAGUUGCUAAAAUGUCCAUCCACUUCAAAACAGUGUGCCGUGGCUCAUGAUGAUCUAAAGAAUUCCAAAAACUCCAUUUUAAACUCUUGCCAGGAACCCCCACCCAAGCCUGCUACUACUACCCAAGCAACUCAACCAAUGGCUAAAGCGGUUUCAACAAGAUGCCUCGCACCGAGGUCCCCGAUGCCAGUUUCCCCUAUACCCCUGUCCUUCCCUGAAAAUCCAAGGGAAGAAGGUAAAGUGCCAAGGACCAAAAAGAAAUGUCACCGGAAAAGCAUACUACUGAAUAGAUCUUUCUAUAUUCAGAAGCGAAACUGCUUAUCACCUUCACUUAUAGCCAGGGGCAAGUGCUCACCCACUGACCAAAAAUAGCUUUCAUACAUCUCAAUGUGAGCGAAUCUAUUCCAUGAAACCCAGCUAAAAUAUGGUUCAUCAUUGAGACACAGGUAUUAGAAACAAAAACCUCACCCUUACAAAAUAAUUCCUUGAUAUGACAUGGGUAGAACUCAUGAAUGUCACUGCUGACUCUAUAUACAGUCAAGGGCUUCCUCACUGACAUUGACAAUCUUUUGUAUGUUAUACUUCGAAGAAAUGUCUCAUUUAGUAAAGCACACUAUUCAGAAGACUGUUCUUUUGUUGUGAUUGUUUUCCAAUGAUUCCAUCAUUAAUAAAUAGUAUAAUUGACUUAUUCU